GCAGCUGUGGCAAGAAACAGGAAGAGAAAGUCAAAUUCGUGGACAGUGUUGAGGGUGCUGUGGGGAUUACGUUUAUGUGACGUGUUUUUAUUUUAUUUUUCCUUUAAUCAACCAGGAAAUCGGAAUCGACGUUCUGUAGUGACAGAAGAAGAUAAAAAACCGGAGGUUACAUAGAGUCGAUAAUAAACCAACAGGGCGAAAAAGUAGCCUUUCCAAUAACGUAAUUAGCUGUCCAACUCAGAUAAGAUUAAAUCCACCCUCGCUGCCUACAGAAAGGUAGCCUUUGUUCGAAUAUCGUUUGGUCACCAAGACAGUAGGCUACCUGGACUUUUUUAACCAGAUACCGAACAUACUAGAAGCUGUAGCUGGUGACAGAAGGAAUGGCAGCUAGACUCUCUUUUUCGGAAGAGGACCUGUCCUGCCCCGUGUGCUGCGAUAUAUUCAGGGAUCCGGUGGUCCUGCAGUGCAGCCAUAGCUUCUGUAAAGCCUGUCUGCAGCAGUACUGGACCCAGAAGUUUUCCGGUCGAGACUGUCCGCUCUGCAGAUGCGAAUCUACCACAGACGAGCCUGUCGUCAGCCUGACCCUGAAGAAUCUGUGCGACUCGUAUGUCAAAGACAGCAGUGUGCGGGGGGCAGCGGAAGAGGAAGUGACCGGAGAGUUGUGCAAACUGCAUGGGGAGAAACUCAAACUGUUCUGCUUGGAGGACUGCCAGCCUAUUUGCGUCAUCUGCCACACCUCCAAAAAGCACAAACAUCACGAGUGUUGUCCCAUAGGCGAGGCAAUGCUGGACUUCAAGGCCAAAUUGAGGGCCGCGCUGAAGACCCUGCAGGGGAAGUGGGAGGCCUUUGACCGGGCCAAACAGGACUGCGAGAAGACCGCGGCUCACAUAAAGCUGCAGGCUCAGCAGACGGAGGAGCGGAUGAAGACCGAGUUCGAGAAGCUUCACCAGUUCCUCCGAGUCGAGGAGGAGGCAAGGGUGGCUGCGCUGAAAGAGGAGGAGGAAGAGAAGAGCCAGGUGAUGAAGGCAAAGAUCGACGCAGUGGAGAGAACCAUGGCGUCCCUCUCUGACACUAUCAGAGCCAUAGAGGAAGAGAUUCUGGUGGAGGAUGUAUCACUCCUGCAUAAAUACAAGACCACAAUGAAAAGAGCCCAGCCCACAUUUCAGGAUCCAGAGCUGGGGUCAGGGGUCCUGAUUAAUGUAGCCUCAUACCUGGGGUCUCUGACGUACAAAGUGUGGGAGAAGAUGCAGGAAUCGGUCCAAUUUACUCCUGUGACUCUGGACCCCAACACUGCCGCCCCAUGGCUCAUUAUCUCAGAAGAUCUGACGACCGUUGCGGACAGCGAGGAGAGACAGCAGCUCCCCGACAACCCAGAGCGCUUCACCCUGGAUACGGCCGUGCUGGGAGCCAAGGGGUUUAGCUCAGGGUCUUACACGUGGGACGUGGACGUCGGAGACAACGCAGCAUGGGUUGUAGGAGUGGUUAAAGAGUCUGCCCAAAGGAAAGAGAAAGUUCCCUCUGUCCUGAAGAACGGAUACCUGUCCAUAUACUACUAUCACAAGAUGUACUUUGCUGGGACUUCUCCCCUGACACGCCUUAACCUUAGGAAGAAGCCCCAGAUCGUUCGAGUGAUAGUGGACUGUGAUCGAGGCAGAGUGACCUUUUCUGAUCACUCUAACCACACCCAGAUCUACACCUUCAAACAAGCUUUCACUGAGAUGGUGUUUCCGUACUUCUGGGUUGGCUCAAAAGAGUGCCCUCUGAGAAUAUUGCCAAUGGAUGCGUCCGUCAUCCUGGAGCAUUCCUGUUGAACACAAAGAAGUAGUGGCCUUAAUUCACAUUUUUGCUCUAAUCUCAGUGUGUCCUGGUGACCUUUGGUAACAAAUCAGUGCAUCCUUUUUAAAACUUAAUGGAGUCCAUAAGUGACUCAUGCCAUAUACAUCCUGCUUGUCCUUUAACUUUUAUUAAGGGAGUCUUCUGCUGAAUACAAGGCAUGUGGUCUUGUAUUUAAUUCAGGAUUCAUGAUUAAUUUCAAUAAAAUUUUGUGUGAUUAAAUAA
Molecule: messenger RNA, 2058 nt
Organism: Conger conger (European conger)
Lineage: Eukaryota; Metazoa; Chordata; Actinopteri; Anguilliformes; Congridae
Product: E3 ubiquitin-protein ligase TRIM35-like
Exons: 6
Coding region: 381-1811 (476 amino acids)
Molecular function (GO): protein binding; zinc ion binding
Source: RefSeq, a predicted model, not a curated record